Etheostoma cragini (Arkansas darter) is the source of this 1807-nucleotide messenger RNA. RefSeq names its product peroxisomal N(1)-acetyl-spermine/spermidine oxidase (gene paox). The transcript has 10 exons. Bases 118 to 1620 code for a protein of 500 amino acids. Gene Ontology annotation, molecular function: polyamine oxidase activity. The record is from RefSeq and is a predicted model, not a curated record. Lineage: Eukaryota; Metazoa; Chordata; Actinopteri; Perciformes; Percidae.
GCCAUAAACUGUAUAUUAUUCAAUCUCUCAUCGCUUUUCUCUUCAGAAAGGACAGUAACCUGACAGUAACCUGAGUCAGUAGUAUUGCAUUGCAGUAGUGCAGAUCCAGCUUCGCUCAUGACUGGAAACGCUAAAAUAGUCAUCAUAGGAUGCGGUAUAUCCGGUAUAUCAGCGGCGCACCGACUCGCUAACGCUGGGUUUCAUCAUGUGCGGAUACUUGAAGCGACUGCAAGAAGCGGAGGAAGAAUCAAAACAGGCAAAUUGGGUGAUAACAUUGUUGAGAUAGGAGCAAACUGGAUCCAUGGACCGUCUGAGGAGAACCCGGUGUUUUGUCUUGCCCGUCAGUACAGGCUGCUGGAUCCAGAGGCCCUCACCCCAGAGAACCAGGCCCUGGACAUCGGAGGACACCCCCCCUGGGUUCCAAACGCUUUCAGCAGUUCAGGUCGGAAGCUGAAGGCUGAGGACAUCUAUCCUGCUCAGGAGAUGUUUGCUGAUCUGAUGUAUGCGAGUUCAGAAUUUGAGAGUAAAGGAGGAGAACCCUGGGCUUGUGUGGGAGAUUUCAUACGGUCAGAGGCUAAACGACGAGCAGCAGAGGAGUGGAAAGAUAUUGAUGCAACCACCAGAUCUCUGCGAAUGUGUGUGAUCAGUAACAUGUUGAAGGUAGAGUGCUGUGUUAAUGGCUCUCACAGCAUGGAUGAGGUGGGCCUGGGGGCAUACGGCUUAUACAAGACUUUACCUGGACUGGACUGUACAUUCCCAGGUGGCUAUGAAGGUCUAACCAAAAACUUGAUGUCAGAGCUUCCCAGUGGUUUAGUGACCUACAAUCAGGCUGUCCGCUGUGUCCACUGGAACAACACAGAGAAGAGAGAAAACCCUGUGACGAUUGAGUGUGAUGACGGGGAGAAGAUUGCUUGUGAUCAUGUUAUUGUCACAGUACCUCUAGGAUACCUAAAGAAGCACCAUUUAGCACUGUUUCGUCCCCCUCUCCCUCUUCACAAGCUGCACUCAAUCCAGCGACUAGGUUUUGGAACAAACAAUAAAAUAUUUGUGGAGUUUGAUUCACCGUGGUGGGAUGCUGACUGUGAGAUAAUCCAUCUUGUGUGGGAAGAUGAGGAUGUCAUGGUGGACCACGUGCCAGAUGUACAGAGAUCCUGGAUAAAGAAGUUGUUUGGCUUCACUGUGCUGAAACCCACCAAAAGGUAUGGCCAUGUUUUGUGUGGCUGGAUUGCUGGGCAUGAGUCAGAGUAUAUGGAGACACUGUCUGAACAAGAGGUCACACACACCAUCACACAACUCAUCCGCAGAUUUACAGGAAACCCUACCAUCACCCCUACGAGAGUCUUGCGCUCCCAGUGGUGUCAUGACCCCUGGACAUGCGGAUCAUACAGUUACCCAGGAAUAGGCUGUUCAGCACAGGACCUGGACAACAUGAUGGAGCCCAUGCCUACGAAGGGAUCACAGUCACAACCCCUGCAGGUGUUGUUUGCUGGAGAAGCUACUCAUCCCUGCUACUACUCCACCGUCCAUGGUGCUGUUCUCACUGGGUGGAGAGAAGCUGACAGACUCAUCUCUCACUACUCCUCCAUCAGUCCGUCUGAGGCACCCAAGUCCAAGCUUUAAAAGAGCAACGGUGCUUUGACGGAGAUUUAUCAUAUGUCAUAUGCUUAAAUCUGCAACUUUCUUCAAGCUUUGAUCUCAGAGUUUAUUUGGAGGAUUAUGUGGGAGCCUGCUUUUUUAUUUAAAUCAGUCACUUAAAGUGCUCAUAUUAUGCUUUUUCCCUUUCCUUUCUUGUGUUCUAUAUCUUUUG